Papilio xuthus (Asian swallowtail) is the source of this 1287-nucleotide messenger RNA. Its product is annotated as myrosinase 1. The record is from RefSeq and is a predicted model, not a curated record. Lineage: Eukaryota; Metazoa; Arthropoda; Insecta; Lepidoptera; Papilionidae. The transcript has 8 exons. Gene Ontology annotation, biological process: carbohydrate metabolic process. Gene Ontology annotation, molecular function: beta-glucosidase activity. The annotation marks the transcript as partial.
GUAUAGUUCAUGCUUUAAAACUAUACGCAACGAAACAGUGCUAUUAUUUAUUUAAUUAAUAUGAAAUAAACAAUUACGAAUAUGAUGUUAUUUUUGUUUAUUGUGGCUUUAUGUGGUGUAACAAUUGAUGGUUGGAGUGACACCAAACAGAGGAGUUUCAAAGAUGACUUCAAAUUUGGUGUAUCGUCAGCUGCUUAUCAAGUUGAAGGGGCAUGGGAUACUGAUGGCAAAGGUGAAAGUAUAUGGGACAGAUAUAUGCAUAGUCAUCCAGAAUUAAUAGCGGAUGGCAGAAACGGCGAUGUCGCAUGCGAUUCCUAUCAUAAAUAUAAACGAGACGUGGAAUUACUGCGAGAGCUCGGUGUGGAUUAUUACAGAUUCUCUAUAUCUUGGCCUAGAGUGCUGCCAUCUGGUUUUCCACAUGAUCAGAACGAGCACGGUUUCCAAUACUACGAUAGCUUAAUAGAUGAACUUUUACAUUACAAUAUAACACCAAUGAUUACAUUGUAUCACUAUGAUUUACCACAAAAACUACAAGAUUUAGGUGGUUGGGUAAAUCCUCUAUCUAUUGAUUGGUUCGAAGAUUAUGCGAGGGUAGUUUUCAAUAAAUACGCACAUAAAGUACCAUAUUGGAUAACUAUAAACCAACCAAAUGCGAUAUGUAUAUACGGAUAUGGAGAUACUAUGUUAGCACCGGGAAUUAACAUUAAAGGUGUAACGGAAUAUCAAUGUGCUAAGAAUAUAUUAUUAGCCCAUGCUAAAGUUUUUAGGUUAUAUGAGAGAGAAUUUAAAAAGAAGUAUAAAGGAUCCGUUGGUAUAUCGAUGUCAAUAAAUUGGGCUGAUCCAUUGAAUAAUAAAACUGAAAAUGUUGAAGCCGUAGAAAAAUAUCGAGAAUUUGAGGUAGGCGUAUAUUUAGAUCCAAUAUGGUCAAAAAAUGGAGAUUUUUCACCUAUGGUCAAAAAAAUUAUAGAAAAGAAAAGUAAACAACAAGGUUUUUAUAGAUCACGAUUGCCAACACUAAGCCCUGAAGAAAUAAAAUUGUUAAAAGGUUCAGCGGAUUUCCUUGGUGUUAAUCAUUAUACUACAUUUCUGAUUAAACCUUCAACUAAAAAUAUCCAUUCUCCAUCGUACGCAGACGACAUUGGUGUAGACUUAGUGUAUGGUGAACAAUGGGAAAAAUCCGCGUCGCAAUGGCUUAGAAGUGCUCCUUAUGGUCUAUACAAGUUAUGUAUUUUCCUUAAUUUACGGUACGAUUAUCCAACAAUGUUCAUAACAGAGAAUGGCUGGUCA